AUGGCUCUUAGCUCGGGCGGUUGGGCUCCUCCAGCCCCGGCUGCUACCUCCUCACAGCAGGCUUCGUGCGGCGGGCCUGCGCCCACGGCGUGCUGUAGCACCGUCCUGAUGUCAGUCCGCGUUUCCGUGUGUCACUCCGGCAUCAGGCCGCUGUGUUUACCCGGAGCGGGCAGCGAGGCUCUGCGCCUCCAGCUGAGCAUGGACCCGAGCCGGGCCGGAGAGUUCCGACUGGCGCUGAGAGACACGAGCGGAAACCGCAGCGUGUUUAUCGCAGAGUUCGACCUGCGCUCGGUGCAGUACGAAGUCAAGUCCCCGCGGUGCCACGAGAUGCGUCUUGCUGCUCCGCCCCAUGAAUGCAUCCGCUUUAACUUCCGCUGCGACCGUGAGGCUGAGGAGUGGGCCACCGUGGUGAUGUCCUCGUUAAGAGAAGCUCACAGAGUUGCGAGUAUUAAUACGCAUGACACAGAUGGCGUACAGAACCACACGGCAGCGAUGGAUCAGUGGAGCUCUGCCUCGCUGCCGCUCACAGAGGAACUUUGCUUGGAGCUCGCCAGGGCGAUCGAAGCAGGCGACGCUCCAGCUGCUUCCCAGCAUGCGUCCGCUCUGGCUCGACAGAAAGCGGUGCUGACCAUGCGACCGUCGGAGAAAAACUACGCAGACGGAGAGAUCAGUUUAUCUGUGGUGGUGGAGGAUGUAUCCUCAUCCUGUUGUGUCACAGUGAAAGUGUUCCCCUACAUGACUGUGGCUGCUCUCAAGCAACAGGUGUUCCUCGAGUACGGCUUCCACCCUCGCGUGCAGCGCUGGGUCAUCGGUCAGUGUUUGUGCACAGAGCCUCGGUCUCUAGCGUCCUACGGGGUGCAGAAGGACGGGGAUACGGCGUACCUCUACCUGAUCUCAGCCCGACAGGCCCGCAUAACCCGCCAGCUGUUCCAGCAGGACCUGGAGAACGCCCUCCUGGCCCCACCGCUCCCUCCAGGCAACGGCCCCACCUCCCAAGACUGGAGGGGCUACAGCACCCUGCCUUCAAGGCUACCCCACAACAACCAGGGCAGCCCAGGUGGAGGAAGCGAAAGACCCAGUGAUAUCAAAGAUCUUCUUGACAUUGAUAGUCUGCAGCUGAAUGAUCACACCAACAAAGCCAGUAAAACACAGCAGACAGAGUGGGCUUGUCCCUCAUGCACUUUCAUCAACAAGCCCUCGCGACCAGGCUGUGAGAUCUGUGCCACAGCUAGACCCGACACACACAUCCAGCAGGAGAAAGGAAGGAGGGACGACCGUGGAGAGUCUGGUUUGAGCAGCAGCUGACUGCCCAUUGUCAUCGUCGCCUGGUUGCCAUUUUUCACUCAUUCACUCAUUCACUCAUUCACUCACACACACACACACACGCACGCACGCACAGAGUGAGGAUGCUAAAUCAGCCACCUACAUGUUGAAAAGAACUCACACAGACUGUCAAAUGCACUGAGAGCCCUCUGAUAGCUCCCUGCUGACGACUGAAGCGUUGGAGGCACUGUAGCACGUCUAAGAGGCUCAGAACCGCAGACAGAGAGCAUCAGCUUUGACCUUUGAUAUGGACAUAACUAUAACAUACAUCUAAAUUUGGUCGGAUCAACUUUUUAUUUAUUUUAAAGGGUGUGUGUACACGGUGCAAACAACAGAUAAAUAUUUAUUUAAGGGGAGAUGUGAUGCAAGUUGUCUGUGUUGCAGCUGAAGAUGAGGGAAUGUCGUAUUUUCAGUUUCUGCCUAAUGUGAAGUGAGAGGACAGAUGAAGCCUUGAGCAACAAACCGUUCAGUCGAAUGUUUUGUGCCAAAAUUUUAUGGAAAGGUUUAGAAAAGAGAAGGAAUGUCACGUUUACAGGGUUAUCAAGUGCUUUUAUUUUUUAUAACAUUAUGUGUAUUAUUUUUAACAAUAUGCCUUGAGUAACUGAUGUACAUUUUAGCAGGUAAUCUAUUUCCUCUGAGCUGUGACAGCAACUGAUUGAUCUGUUUUCAGAGCAUAAUACUGUAAAAACUUGCAUUAGCUCAAUAAACAUAUUAGAACUGAA
Betta splendens (Siamese fighting fish) is the source of this 2045-nucleotide messenger RNA. Its product is annotated as ranBP-type and C3HC4-type zinc finger-containing protein 1-like. The transcript is spliced from 9 exons. The coding region runs from base 1 to 1305 and encodes 434 amino acids. Lineage: Eukaryota; Metazoa; Chordata; Actinopteri; Anabantiformes; Osphronemidae. The record is from RefSeq and is a predicted model, not a curated record.